GGUUUGCGCGGGGCGGGGCGAGGCGAGGGCGGCGUCCUCAGGUAGGCACCCCGGGGGCGGGAGGCUGGCCCGGGACCCCCAGCCCAAAAAGCCGAGGGGGAGGAGUGGCGCGGCGGUGCGCUAGGGCGACCAAGUUUGGCUCCAGCGAGCGCGCGGGCGCGCGGCUUCGCGUCCUGCGUCUAGAGAGGAGGGGGACUGUCCUCUCACCAGCUGCGCUCGGACCCCGGCCCUCGGGGCCCCCCAAGACCAGUCACCCCCUCUCCUGGACCCGGUGCGGCUGGGCACGCCGGAGCCGGGCAGUGAGCCCAGCCAUGCUGGAGAGCGACGACAUCGGCCUCGAGGGGCUGUCUCCCAAGGAAGACCCCGCGGCCGAGGCCGCCGGGGCCGUGGAUGGGGAGGGCGCGCCGCCCGGCGGUCCCGGCGCACAGGCAGCCGCGAUGAGGGUCAACGAGAAGUACUCGACGCUCCCGGCCGAGGACCGCAGCGUCCACAUCAUCAACAUCUGCGCCAUCGAGGACAUCGGCUACCUGCCUUCCGAGGGCACGUUGCUGAACUCGCUAUCCGUGGACCCCGACGCCAAGUGCAAGUAUGGCCUGUAUUUCCGGGACGGCAAACGCAAGGUGGACUACGUGCUCGUGUACCAUCACAAGAGGCCCUCGGGCAGCAGGACUCUGGCCAGGAGGUCCCAGUCCCAGGACUCCACGCUGUCCUCCCGCAGCGGCAGGCAGGACCAGCCCCUGCCCGGGCUGGGGAGCCCAGAGGGCCCGGGCGGGCCGGAGUCCCCACAGGACUUCCACGAGGACGACAAGCGCUUCCGCCGGGCGGAGUACGAAGGGAACCUCCUGGAGGCGGGCCUGGAGCUGGAGCGCGACGAGGAGACAAAGAUCCACGGAGUCGGAUUCGUGAAGAUCCACGCGCCCUGGAACGUGCUGUGCAGGGAGGCGGAGUUCCUGAAGCUGAAGAUGCCGACCAAGAAGCUGUAUCACAUGAACGAGGCCAGGGGCCUCCUGAAAAAGAUCAACUCCGUGCUCCAGAAAAUCACCGCCCCCAUCCAGCCCAGGGUGGCGGAGCACAGGCCGCAGUCGGUGAAGAGGCUGUCCUACCCCUUCUCCAGGGAGAAGCAGCACCUCUUUGACCUGUCCGACAAGGAUUCCUUCUUCGACAGCAAAACCCGGAGCACGAUCGUCUACGAGAUCCUGAAGAGGACCACCUGCAGCAAAGCCAAGUACAGCAUGGGGCAAGGAGAGGGAAGAAAGAAGGACUCUGCCCUUUUAAGUAAGAGGCGAAAAUGUGGUAAAUACGGCAUCACGAGCCUGCUGGCCAACGGCGUCUACUCGGCGGCCUACCCCCUGCACGACGGUGACUACGAAGGCGAGAACGUGGGGUUCAACGACAGGAAGCUCCUGUACGAAGAGUGGGCGAGCUACGGGGUCUUCUACAAGUACCAGCCCAUCGACCUGGUCAGGAAGUACUUCGGGGAGAAGAUCGGCCUGUACUUCGCCUGGCUGGGCGUGUACACCCAGAUGCUCAUCCCGGCCUCCGUGGUCGGCGUCAUCGUGUUCCUGUACGGAUGCGCCACUGUGGAUGACAACAUCCCCAGCAAGGAGAUGUGCGACCAGUCCCACAACAUCACCAUGUGCCCGCUGUGCGACAAGACCUGCAGCUACUGGAAGAUGAGCUCGGCCUGCGCCACGGCCCGGGCCAGCCACCUCUUCGACAACCCGGCCACCGUCUUCUUCUCCAUCUUCAUGGCCCUCUGGGCCGCCACCUUCAUGGAGCACUGGAAACGGAAGCAGAUGCGGCUCAACUACCGCUGGGACCUCACCGGCUUCGAGGAGGAGGAGGAGGCGGUGAAGGGCCAUCCCAGAGCCGAGUACGAAGCCCGGGUUCUGCAGAAGUCGCUGAGAAAGGAGUCCAAGGACAAAGAGACCGACAAGGUGAAGCUGACCUGGAGAGACCGCUUCCCGGCCUACCUCACCAACCUGGUGUCCAUUAUCUUCAUGAUAGCGGUGACCUUCGCCAUCGUCCUCGGCGUCAUCAUCUACAGAAUCUCCACGGCCGCCGCCCUAGCCAUGAACUCCUCCCCGUCCGUGCGGUCCAACAUCCGGGUCACGGUCACGGCCACCGCGGUCAUCAUCAACCUGGUGGUCAUCAUCCUCCUGGACGAGGUGUACGGCUGCAUAGCCCGGUGGCUCACCAAGAUCGAGGUCCCCAAGACCGAGAAGAGCUUCGAGGAGAGGCUGAUCUUCAAGGCUUUCCUGCUGAAGUUCGUCAACUCCUACACCCCUAUCUUCUACGUGGCCUUCUUCAAGGGCCGGUUCGUGGGACGCCCCGGCGACUACGUCUACAUUUUCCGGUCCUUCCGCAUGGAAGAGUGCGCCCCGGGGGGCUGCCUGAUGGAGCUCUGCAUCCAGCUCAGCAUCAUCAUGCUGGGCAAGCAGCUCAUCCAGAACAACCUGUUCGAGAUCGGCAUCCCGAAGAUGAAGAAGCUCAUCCGCUCGCUGAGGCUGCGGCAGCAGAGCCCGUCGGACGAGCAUGCGAAGCGGAAGCAGCGGUACGAGGUGGACUUCACGCUGGAGCCCUUCGCGGGCCUCACGCCCGAGUACAUGGAGAUGAUCAUCCAGUUCGGCUUCGUCACCCUGUUCGUGGCGUCCUUCCCCCUGGCCCCGCUGUUCGCGCUGCUGAACAACAUCAUCGAGAUCCGCUUGGACGCCAAGAAGUUCGUCACCGAGCUGCGCCGGCCGGUGGCCGUCAGGGCCAAGGACAUCGGGAUCUGGUACAACAUCCUCCGAGGCGUGGGGAAGCUCGCCGUCAUCAUCAACGCGUUCGUGAUCUCCUUCACGUCCGACUUCAUCCCCCGCCUGGUGUACCUGUACAUGUACAGCAAGAACGGGACCAUGCAUGGCUUCGUCAGCCACACCCUGUCCUCCUUCAACGUCAGCGACUUCCAGGAGGGCACGGCGCCCAACGACCCGCUGGACCUGGGCUACGAGGUGCACAUCUGCAGGUACAAGGAUUACCGUGAGCCCCCGUGGUCGGAACACAAGUACGACAUCUCCAAGGACUUCUGGGCCGUCCUGGCGGCACGGCUGGCCUUCGUCAUUGUCUUCCAGAACCUGGUCAUGUUCAUGAGCGACUUCGUGGACUGGGUCAUCCCCGACAUCCCCAAGGACAUCAGCCAGCAGAUCCACAAGGAGAAGGUGCUGAUGGUGGAGCUGUUCAUGCGGGAGGAGCAGGGCAAGCAGCAGCUCCUGGACACGUGGAUGGAGAGGGACCCCGCCAAGGACGAGCCGCUCAACAACCACAGCCCCAGAGUCGGCCUGGCCGGCCCCGAGCACCACGCGGGCGCCCUGUAGCGGCGCCGCGCCCCGACCAACCGGCCGACCGAUGGACACCUCUCCCGGGCAGGCGGCGCCCGCCCCCUCCACACCCAGUGGCUUCUGGGUUUGCAGCAAACCUUGAAGACCACCUUCUGAUAGGACAACCUUUUUUUAUUUUUUAUUUUUUUUGGUCUUUCCUCUGUUUCCCUCCCUCCCCCAUGUUUUUUGCACAAAACCAUUAUGCAGGGAAUUUUUUUAUCUUUACUUUUCAAGGUUAAUCAGAAUGAUUGCUGGGGAUGGGGUGGCGACACACAGCAGGGGCGGGGCUUGGCAGAGGCAGCUCUGGGGACCCUGGGUCUCCUCCACGGGGACCGGUGAGCAGGGCCACCCUCUCGGGUCCUCCUGGUGCCCAACCGAUGCCACCGGCGUUCAGGGGCCCUGGGCGCGCACUGGUGCGACGGGAGGGAGGCCGGAGAGGCGGGGGAGGCCGGAGCCGCGGAGACCAGCCCCCAGAGGCCCCGCCUGCCUCUGGGUCAGAGAGGCGGGCCAGCUUUCACCGUCUUCUCCGCGGGUUCUGGGCCCACCAGUCCCUCUGGUCAGAAGGAGAGGACGCCUGGCUGUCAGAGGGCGUGGGAGCGGCGCCGGUGGGGUCCCUGCCGCCGGCCACACCCCUCCCCACCGCAGUGAGCUGACCGCCCCACUGCUGGGGUUCCUGGGGGGGGGGGGCAAAGCCGGGCUGACAGUGAGGGGUCCCCCGGGCCCUUCCAGGGAAGACAGAGGUUUCUAGGAGUCUUGGGCGUCCGGGGUGCAUUUGCAGCUCUAGGAUAUUUAUUGAGUCGUCUUUUUAAAUCGAUUCUACGGUGGAUUUGAGGGUUGGUUUUUGUUUUUUUCUCUUUUUCUGUAGCUCAAAGGUGGAAGGAACGUCUCAUUUUUUUUUUUUUAGUUAACCAAAUACCACUGAGAGGAAUUUAAAAUCCUGUUACUACCAAAGAUUUUUAUUAAUAAAGGCUUCUAUUUUGGUAACUCUUCUCUAUAUUUUUACUUACAGGAAUGUUACUGUUGGACAAUUAUGAUUUUUAAAAGCUUGUGCGAACAGGUCUCGCGGGUGAGGCGGGUGACGGGAACCGGCGGCCGCCGUCAGACUAACCUGAAAUACGGCCCUGAGGCGUCGGGGGGCGCCCAGGGAGACGAGGAGCGAGCUGCUUCCGCGGCGCGGGCAGGAAGGAGGCGGCCGGGUCUGUCCCCAGGUGUGGUGGCCCUGACGCCGACACGCCCGCCCGCGAGCACACGGCUGCGCUCCAAGUCCGAGGGCGCCCUGUGGGGUCGGCCGCAGCCCGCGACCCGGCGCCUCGGUUCUCCCGUGCAGGAAGCCGUCCCAGACGAGACGGGGUUUUGUAUCUGAAUGUUGUAUUAAAACUUAGGUGAUUACCAAAAA
Phyllostomus hastatus (greater spear-nosed bat) is the source of this 4755-nucleotide messenger RNA. It is a transcript of the gene ANO1, whose product is annotated as anoctamin 1. Gene Ontology annotation, cellular component: plasma membrane. NCBI's taxonomy places the organism in Eukaryota, Metazoa, Chordata, Mammalia, Chiroptera, Phyllostomidae. The transcript is spliced from 27 exons. Bases 312 to 3356 code for a protein of 1014 amino acids. Gene Ontology annotation, molecular function: protein dimerization activity; chloride channel activity. Gene Ontology annotation, biological process: chloride transmembrane transport. The record is from RefSeq and is a predicted model, not a curated record.